Molecule: messenger RNA, 10392 nt
Organism: Gopherus flavomarginatus (Mexican gopher tortoise)
Lineage: Eukaryota; Metazoa; Chordata; Testudines; Testudinidae
Gene: LDLRAD1
Product: low density lipoprotein receptor class A domain containing 1
Exons: 6
Coding region: 2054-2680 (208 amino acids)
Molecular function (GO): protein binding
Source: RefSeq, a predicted model, not a curated record
UUUGCCUAGGGCGUGAAACUUCCUUGCACUGGCCCUGGGCUCCAGGCCCUCGCGAAGGAAGCAGGUGCCUGGGGUGGCCAAUACAAAGGGGCAGCACUACAGUGACAAGCUGCUCAGUCCCUCUCUUCCUGUUUGAGCUGCUGCCUAACCUGCUUUUUUUUUUUUUUUCCGCCGCUUGGGGCGGCAGAAAACCUUGGCCAGCUCUGCAUGCCAGCUCCUAUUCUUUUACUUCCUGAAGAGGAGGAAAUGGUCAGAGGAUGGACAUGUGUAAGACCUUAGACCUAAGCCAAUGUCCUAUACUGGAAUAAAACAAACACUAAUUCCUUUUUCUUAUGCUGUUGGGGAAGGAAGUGGUACAGGCUCUCUUCCCUGACCCAGCGACACAUCUUCAGAGAGGAGCUGGUGCCAGCAAAGUUCGGUUUGCAGGCUACAGCAAAGCAGCGUCUGUCUUUUUGCUACUUGCACCCAGUGUUGGGCUCACAUCCACCAGCAGGGAAAGAUAAAGCCUGGGUCAAAUAGCAGUGGAGUUCAAAUGAGGGGAAGGGAGGGCUGGAAGGAAGAUACACAGAAAAAGGUGCUGUGGUAGUGGUUCUGAAAGUUUUGAAUAUUAGGCUUAAAUUAACUGGCUCUUUCUUUUAAUCCUGCCAUCAGUUCUUGGGUUUGUUUUCAAAAUCCACGCUGAAACUAGAAAGGAAAGAAAAGGGGGAAGAAAAUUCCUGUUCAGGUGGUUUGCUAUGUACUGCUGUCAAAAGCUAUAGCAGAGGGGCUGGAGUAUUAUCUAUGUUAUAUAGAGCCCUUAACUGCUUCAAAGCAUGGCACCAAUACAUACUGAGCCUGCGCACCCCUCCAGGGUAGGUAAGUGUUAUCCCUGUUUCAUAGACUCUUAGCAGGCCUGAUUCUCCUCACACUGGUUCUAACUCUGAUUUUUUGAAGGAGGGUCCUCCUACUUUAUGCCAAUGUAAAAGAGGGAAAUCAGGCCUGCCAAGAGUUGGAGUCUCGGAAGUGCUGAGCACCUUUGAAAAUUCAGAUCCUAAAGGGACGUACACUGCCAUAAAACACCCCAGGCUGGCCCGGGUCAGCUGACUCAGGCUCACGGGGCUACAAAAUUGUACUGUAGAUAUUUCUGCUAGGGCAGGAGCCUGGGCUCUGGGAUUCCAUGAGGGAGGAGAGUCCUUAAUGGUGUCUUUGUUCUGGGGAGAGGAUCUAUCCCUUUCCUACCUGCCACACACACAUUUGUUCUUUGUUUUUUUUAUCAUCCUUUCAGCUUGGGGCUGCGUAUCACGGCGCUGCCGGCUAUUUCCUUUCUAGCACUUUCUCACAAACCAAAGGGAGUGUCUUUCCCUGACACUGAAGGCAGAAAGAUGAAAAAUGGACUCAGACAGGCAAGGUUUGAAGGAUGGGCUUUUCCAAAGUGCCCCUGGGCCUCUCUGCUCUCACGGCAGGCAGUGGGAGCUGAGUCAGGCCGGGGACAAGCAUUCCCGGAAAUCUUACGCCAACGCUCUGUGGCAGUUACCUAGUGUGCCUGCAGCCACAGUAACUUCUAGUCUGUUUAUUAACACAGUGACACUCAGCAUUCUGGCUGGGGCUGGCUAAUGCUAUUGCAGACAGACAGACCGACCGCCGCCCUUCCUGCAGCUCUGCCAAAGCGCCUCCUGCCCUACCAGCCCACCUCCAAGUGCAGCUUUAGUUGUGCGGAGUGAGCUGUGUGGUGUUUGCUAAUGUGUCCACUAGGGACCAGGCUAUGACCACCCAACUCUCUCUCACUUCCGCCCAGAACCAGAGAAAAGGCUGAUGCUGCCUCUCCUGCCAUCCAUCAUGACCUGUAUCAUAUGUGUAUGACUAUAGAUUAGAAUGACUCUUUCCUGUCUACCUCUGUUUCUCUUAGUAACCAGGUAACACAGAAGCAGUGCCCUUCAUGGUGUAGACUCAUUAAAACAGAACCAUAUGAAAGAGACGAUCUGCCUGCAAAUGGCCUGGCUGAACCCUGUACUGGAAAAAAAUUCCAAGGCUUUUUCAACUCCAUUUAAGUAAAACAUUGUGUCUAUACCUAAAUAUGAACAGAACUCAUCCUCAGAGAAGUUUUGGUGGAAUCUCAUUUGACUCAACAAAGUCCUCUGAAGAAAGAGAUCGCUGCCAGGAAUGCAGUGCAUGUUUAAGUUGUACUCGAAGAUGCCUCUGUAUCUCCAUUAUUGCACUGCUUGCACUCGGCGUCGUAGGUGCCGUCAUUGGUUUCGCCGUCACCUUUGGACUCCCGCCACCCACUCCUGUAAACCGUUUCUGUGUGACUUCAGGUAACCAGACUGGCUUUUUGUGUGAUGACAGAGUGACUUGCCUUCCAGCCAGUCAGAUCUGCAACAGAAUCAGAGAGUGUGUUAAUGGAGAGGAUGAGCAGAAGAAAUUAUGUAAUGAUUUGCCCAGUAACCUUCCAGGAUACUUGAUCUUCCGCUGCAGCAACGCUGUGUACUGGAUCUAUGCUGAUCAGAAGUGUAAUGGUGCGAAUGACUGCGGAGACUGUUCUGAUGAAAAGGGGACCUUGGCUAGCUGCCCUCCUUGCGGGACUCAGUGGUGGAGAUGCACACCGGUGUUUUUCGAGUAUUGCACCUGCAUUCCUAGGGCCUUCUGCCAAGACAGAAUCCAGCACUGCUCAGACUGGUCUGAUGAGUAUGCCUGCAAUAGAUGAAGUAGGUAGAGCCAAGAGGUAGCUAUGCCCCCCAGGGCAUAGUCUGCAUUCUCACCUGCCAGCCUUCUCCUCCUGCUGCUUUAAUACCCUGGGUUGAAGCUUUUGUCUGAAAAUGACACAGCCUAGUGGUUUCCUGACUACCCUACAACAGCACUGAAAGAAGGAGAGGACAGGGGCGGCUCCAGGCACCAGCACAGCAAGCGCGUGCCUGGGCGGCAAGCCGUGGGGGGCAGGCUGCUGGUCACUGUGAGGGCGGCAGUCAGGCAGCGCCCGUUUCUGCGGGAGGUCCGCCGGUCCCGCGGUUUGGGCGGCAAUUCGGCAGCGGGUGCGAUGAAGGCGCGAGACCAGCAGAUCACCCACAGCACCACCGCCAAAUCCACAUGACCAGCAGACCUCCCGCAGAAACGCCGCUGAAGGCUGCCUGACUGCCGUGCUUGGAGCCGCACAAAACACAGAGCCGCCCUUGGGAGAGGAGUACUAUAUAACAGACUCAGCACAGGACUGGGAGCCACGGAUGGCGCAGUUCUAAGCCUGUGUCUCUUGCUGACUCACUAUGUGAUCAUGGGCAAGUUGCUCACCUUGCUAUGUCUUGGUUUCCCCAUCUGUAAAAUGGGGAUAAUACUGCUCUACCUCCCACUGUGUGGUGAUGGUUAACUAGUUACCACCUGUAAAGUGCUUUGAUGAUACAAAGUGUUAGCUAUGGGUUGAGGUUGCAAUUGUUGAGUUGUAUAUGCAAGUCUGCAGGGAGAGGAGGGAAAUUCCAGUAGACAGGGACUCUGUUUUUCUUUCCUUUUUAGGGGAAACCUCCCCGACAAAUACAGAUUAAGUAUUGACUAAAAUAAUAAUAAGACUAGUAGGUGACCUCACACUCUUUUUGGUUUUGAUAACAGUGCUCAUUGCUAUUUGAUCACUAAUCUGUUAGCAUGAAAGGAGGAGAAAUCCCCUGAGUCUUUUAUAUCUCUCCACUAUAUGAAACCAGGUUGCAAACACUCAUUGCUGUCUACCUAUUUAAAAAAAUAAAUCAUGGUAAAUAUCCCCUGAAAUUAAAUUGGGUCUACAUCUUUUCUGCAGAACUAUUUCUGACGUGAAAAUGAGCGGAAAUUUUAAAAUAAGGCUUUUAAAAUAAGUGUUAUUAAAAAUUCUACCUGUAUUCUUCCAUUAGUUUGUUGUUGUGAGGGACACAGACACCAUUUGUUAACAGUACAGUACACGUUGUGUUGUAGUUACUGAUCUUAAAGCAGUCCCUGCAGGUGUAUGUGUAAGACCUAGUUGCCCAUCCCAUAGUGGCUUUAUAGGGGAUCAGGUGGACAAGAUGCAAUAGUGAGCAAAGGGCCACCCCAAAAAGUGAGGUGAGCACAGAAACAUACAUUAGAGUUGGAUAGAACAGUGUGAGCUCUCCACACGUGCAAGUGUUGCAUGGAAGCCUUUCUAGCACUGAACUUUGAUUGUCCAUCAUCAUGGCAUUUUUGUGCUUCAGCACAUAGGAGUAGGACCUAUUCACAAUCCCCAAGCAGAAAACCCAAUGCUGCGUGGCAGAAACCAGCUGCCUAAGUGAAUGACCACAGCUACAAAGCAGAACACAGAAAUAGCUACAAUUGCAAACAGAGGGAAAGGCAAAGAGGAGAAACCCACCUUACAAAACCACUUCUCCUGCAAAGCCGUUUAGCAACAACCUGCUAAAGGCUAUCUAUCUGUCAGGCUUCCAGAAUGGUCCCUGAGCAGAUUAUUGCUCUUUUUGCCUGUAUUAUGUGUCUGAUUGGGAUGGUCAGUUUAUGAUGGUAGGGACUUUAUCUUCCUUUGUUUGUACGUUGCCAUUGGGGGGUGUGGCAGAAUGUGGGGCAACAACAGCUGUGCCCACACUCUGAUCAUUAUAUCACCAAUUAAAUCACCUCAGGCUGGGGGGAGAGGGGCAAAGCUGUGCCUGUUUGACAGAUUAGAAUGGGCUGGGGAGAGGUAAAGCACUAAUUAACCCUAGGCAGUAGAACAAGACAGGAAGGAAGUGGCAGGGGGAUCUAGAGAGAGAGAGGGGCAGGCCCAAGAGAGAUCUCCUCCCUUUUCCAGCCUUGGUAGGCUGAGAAAUUAUAUAUUAUUGCACUUAUAAAGGUGAUGGGGGAACACUGAAAAUACACCAUGGGUGGUGUUUAUGAGUAGAGCGUCUCCAAGCAGCCUGAAUGUGCAGAGAAAGACAGGCAGAAGGGACACCCUCUUACUUGUGUGGACUUGUACAGAUCAAGGUAAGAUCCUGGACAGAGAGCCUCCAGGGGAGAGGCCGAUGUGAAGGUUUGGCAGUCUGGAUGAUGGAGGAGAGCCCGCAAUGGCUGGUGGAACGGCAAACGGGAAUGCAGAAGACCCUGCAAAACUUCCACUAGUCACACCACCUGGAGAGGCAAGUGUUGCUUGCCUGGCAGGUAGACCAGCAAAAGAGCCUCUAUGACUUCAUCCAAGAGCAAAUGACUGUAGCAGCAGUUAUAACAAAGGGUGGUGAGUCCCAUGGCAGGAAAUGGCAAUGACGCACAGAGACUGACCUCUGUUAGAUGACCCCUAUGGAUGACCCCAAUGCUUUAAUGGGCACUUUUGGAAGGGUGGAUAUGGAUGCAGGCUGAGAGGGGAACCUGAGCCCUGUGGCUAUCCCUCUAUUUGACUGUGGCAGCCAAGGUGGUCUACACCAAUCUAAAUGAUGAGCAGGCCUCCGGCUACAAGAUGGUGAAGGCAGCCAUCUUGGAUUGGGUGAGCCUGUCUGCUGAAAAGUAUUGACAGAAGUUCUAAGCUGUGAGAUGGAUGUGGGAGGGGUCUGUGGCCCCAGGCAUUCACCCCAAAACUGGCAGAUUUGGCCAUCUGAUGUCUCAGACUGGACACCCAAACUGUGGGGGAGAUUAGUUAUGAUCUGAUUUUGGAGCCUCCCGAGAGCAUACAGGUCUGGGUCAGACAGCAUCAGCUAGGUACCUUAGAUGAAGCAGUUAAACUGACAGAGGAGAUUGCAAAGGCUGGCUUCCCCAGGAAAGAAGGCUGAACAUUUAGGGGAUCAGAUCAAGGGAAGAAGUGUGUAGAAAAGAAGAGAGAAGAGCCCAGAGAAGCUCGGACAAGUACUCAUACACUUACCUUUUACCAGAGUGGGCAGCAGGGACAUGUAAAAAGAAACUGCCCACACAUGGAAUGCAAGGUUUUGCCAAGUUAUGUGAUUGGGCUGGAAUUUGAAGGCAAGGGAAAGAAAAGAAACUGUCUACUAUUUCUGUAAUGGUGGGGAGGAAGUGUCAAAGGGGCCUGGUAGGCACAGCUCCAGCUUGCUUUCUGUUCCAGUGGGCAUUGGUUAAACCCCACUGGAUGGUUACAGGUAGUCUGAAAUUAGUGUGUGUCCAUAGGGAUAAAUAGCGCUGCCCUGUGGCAGAGGUAUCCCGGAGGUCCAUGGGAGGCUCACUUGGAAACAGGUAGGGGUAGUAGAUAGGUUACACCUCCCUAUUGUGUUGGACACCAACUGGAGGCCCUUCUUUUUGGGAAGACAAGCUGGCAUUGGGGGCCCCAGGUAGGGAAAUGCCUCUUGACAAGAAGAGACAAGCCAAGACAAGAGAGUUUCCUUGGAGACUGAGGGGGACAGGAAGGAAAACAAGGGGGAAGGUGUAGAUGCUACUAGACAGAAGGGGAGACCCCUGAGACACUGAAGGGGAGGGAAUGGAAAAUAAGGACAUAAGCCCAACGGAUAAAGAUAGCCUGAACUCAUUAAUGUGGGUUGGGUAGCCCCUGGAACCACCCGACAAGUGCACCAAGGGGAAAAACUCAGGUAUAGUUUGGCAGGAUAGGAGAACCAGGGGCAUGGCAGGGGGGUCCACUGGUCCCACCAUGAGGCAGAAGAGGUGAGAGUAGAUCAAGAGGCACUCUGGAGGAUCAAUGGUGUGAGGACCUGUGGAUCAAAACAGUGGGUGAAGGUUACCCCCACAAUUCUAAGUGUUUUCUGCCAGUGGAGAAGGGAAGACUCUAUAAGGAGGGUCUGGAUAUCAUCCAAAACACAGAGGAAGAACCCCACAAGGAAGCAUUUCUGGUAAGGGAGGGAGAGUGUGAGGUAAGAAAAAUCUUUGUCAGGUGACUGGGGGGAGGUAUGGGACACAGUGCUGGACAACAGUGACAGUACCUGCACUUGGAUCACCAAUUAAAUUGCCCCAGAGUAAAACUGGGGGUUGAAACUGUGCCUAAUUGACAGAUUAGAAUGGGUCAGACUGGGAGAUAGUUAAAACACUAAUUAACACAUUAGCUCAGGGAGUAGAACAAGAUGAAGGAAGGAAGUGGGCAUGGAGAGGGAGGGAGAAAGCAGCAGAGCCCAGAGAGAGCUCCUCCCUCUCCUGUCCCAGGCCUAGGGGGAUGAGGAAUUGUAUGUUAUUGUAGAUAACGGGGGUGGGGAAUUGUAAAUACAACAUGUGAGGUUUAAAAGCAGAGUCUAAGCAGUCUGUGUACACAGAGCAAGAGGGAAGCAUGGGGGUACUCUGUGACAGAGAAAAAGUGGGGUCCUUUCUUCCUCCUAUAACUUGUUACUGCCAGUGUAAGCCUUGUGAUAGGAUUUAAAGUAUAUUUAAUUUCUUAGAAGGAUAUAGUUAUGACAUGGCAGUUAUCUACUCUAAGGGCAACCACAGGAUUAAGCUGCUACUGUAUGGUUUGUACCAGGAAGUAUCGAAGUGAGAAAAAACUGUUCAGUAGCAGCCCUUGGAGACGUGGGCCACAGAAAAUCGGAUGUCCCAUAUGUUUCUUUGUGUGGAUGUUAAGUGACACAGAACCCAUUAACUGUUCACAGAUCCAUGAAAUAGCUGCAGCAGGCUCAGUGGUUGAGACUUUCAAAGCAGUCUGAGAAGUUUACGCAGGUGUCUUCCACUGUAAUUAAAGAAUGAUGCAAUCCCUUUAGACUGCUUUGAAAAUCUCAGCUAAUGUAUUCCUGAUUAGGGAUGUUAUGCUUGAAAGAAGCACAGCUUUAUAGUAAAUACAAUACAUCUAUGUUUAUAAGCCCACAAUAAGCAUCAGUCAGUAUUUUCCCUAGUCUCACCACCACCUCAGUUCACAUGUCAGUCCAUUCCUUUUCUCUGUGGCCUGUGCAAUCUGAAACAAUGGGUGUCCCCAUGACUUGUGUAAAUGGAGAAUGUUGAUUGUUACUUGUAGCUGGGUUACAGCAGUAGAUCCGAAACAUCCUUUGUAAAAUGGAUUUACUGUUUCCUGACUCAUACUUUUAUCUCGAAUGACACAGUAAAAGACUAUGUAAUGGAACAGCUACUAUAGCAACCUUUAAAGCUGUAUUUGGUAACCUAUCCCUGCAGAGCCGUAAAACCAAGUUAUAAUGGAUGGCUUCCUUUCCCCGUUUGUAGAAAAUGCUGCAGUGUAUUUAGUGCCUCAGCUAAGAGGAGACACGCUUAGAAAGCGUUAGUUGCAUAAGUAAAUAUUUUCACUUUGGAGCUUAAGACUUCCAAUCCAAGAUCAAAACAUUAAUCAGAGAUUCCUAGCUGUUUGAAUACUAAUGGCAGAUUAAUAGGAUUUGAAAUACAGGUCAUGCUCAGUUUUGACUUGAAAAUCACCCUAAUUUAACACUUCAGUAAAGCUAAUAUUGGGUUGGUAAAUUAAGCCUUUUUUGUUUUACUCAUUAUAAUUAUAGUUUGUGUUCCUCAUAUUAAACAAGGGAGCGUUCUGCGGCAAUCUAUAGGGAAUAAUGUUUGCACACUUCUUAAGAGGAGAGAGGAGGAUGUGGAGAUAACACUGCUGACCCUUCUGUUCUGCAUCUGAGCUCAGUCCAGCUCCCUUUGAACUCAACAGAAUCUUGUUGACUUCAGUGGAAAUUGGAUCAGGUUCUAGUUGGGUUCUAAAGUCCUAGGCUUUUUGCUUAUGUUAUGCUUUGUGACAACUUGAAGGUGCCCAUAAAGUUAAGUGUUUCACCUAAGGUUUCAUGCAUUUUUUCCCAAUGUCAUAGGUACAAGUGAGCUGCACCUAACAUGUGCUGCAUCCCAGGGAGCAUUCCAGGAAAUAAAAAGGCAGCAUAUUUUUAAAAGAUAAAAAUGGCUUGUUUAUCACACAGUAUAUUAGCCUGUGGAACACGUUGCCACAAGAUACUGCAGAGGCCAAUCUUUCAAUAAAUGGGUUGUUGCUUGUAUGGAUGAGAACAUCCAGAGUUACAUUAGUAAGGAUUAAAAUAAUCAGUGUUUGGAAGGGAUAUAAACCCUGAUGUUGCAAGGCAUAAACCAGUCACUAACUAAAGGGAGUUGGGAAGAACCUUACUUUGUAAUUGUCUACUACAGGGUUUCUUGUACCUUCUUCUAAGUGUCUGAUACUGGCCAUGGUUAGAAACAGGAUCCUGGCCUUGAGGGACCACUGUUUUGAUCUUUCUGGGCAAUUUUUAUGUUCUUAUACAACUUAUUCAAUAUUUUUACAACACCUAAAAGUGUUCUAGGUAUUUUAUAGAACAAAUAAGAACCAGCUGCAUUAUUUUAGACAUGAUGCCAAACUCAGGCAUCAUAAUCAAUAGACCGGGAGUGGGCUGGGAAAGGAUAGGGUUUACAGCAGUAAGCCUAACCACGUAACUAGCUUUUAAGCAUAUAUUAUUUCUAGAUGACUCUUAAGGAUUUCUUCAUUAUAGACUUGUUUCUUGCAGGCAUCAUGGAAGGAGUAUAUCUUGAGGGAUGUGACAAAAGAGAAACUAAAGAGUGGAUGGACUAGAGUUGGAGGGCAUGUCAUGGAUAGGAGGGGAGGGCUGGAAUUCUGAUUUUUGACAUAUGAUGUUACCUGAGGUUGUUCUCAGGGAGCAAUACAAGAGCAGCAUAGCACCCUUGCAUAUAUCAUUCAGGUUCUCACUAGGCUACAGUGGCAGUAUAUGGAAGGCAGUGUAUGGAAUUUAGCUUUGCUAACAAUUUUGGAGUAAAUUAUGCCUCAGGAAAUAUUUUUUUUCUUUCAAUCUGUCAACCCAAUAUUAGCUUUACUGAAGGGAUGGUGAGUGGCUAACACUAUUGCUCAGGUAGACUGCAGAGGGAGGGGGGAAAAAGUAAGAGUUUCAGAAAGAGAAGGAUCUAGAGCAGUGGCUCUGAACCUUUCCAGACUACUGUACCCCUUUCAGGAGUCUGAUUUAGAAUCAUAGAAUAUCAGGGUUGGAAGGGACCUCAGAAGGUCAUCUAGUCUAACUCCUUGCUCAAAGGAGGACCAAUCCCCAGAAAGAUUUUUGUCCCAAAUGGCCCCCUCAAGGAUUGAACUCACAACCCUGGGUUUAGCAGGCUAAUGCUCAAACCACUGAGUCUUGUGUGCCCCCAAGUUUCACCUCACUUAAACUAUUUGCUUACAAAAUCAGACAUAAAAAUACAAAUGUGCCAUAGCACACUAGUACUGAAAAAUGGCUUAUUUUCUAAUUUUUACCAAUAACUCUAAAAUCAAUUGGAAUAUAAAUAUUGUACUUACAUUUCAGUUUAUAGUAUAUACAGCAGUAAAAUCAAGUUUGUAUGAAACUUUAGUUUGUACUGACUUUGCUAGUGCUUUUUAUGUAGCCGAGUGUAAAUCUAGACAAAUAUCUAGAUGAGUUGAUAUACCCCCAGAAGACCUCUGUGUACUCCCAGGGUACAUGUAGCCUUGGUUGAGAAUCAUUGAUCUAGAGAAUACGGGAAGAUGUGACAAUAAUAGUACCAGAAAUUAUUUGUCAAUGCAGCAGGCAGCCAACUAUCACCAAAGAAUAACGCACCUCAGUACAGAAUGUUCAAGCCCAGAGA